AUGGAUGAAGUCGAGGUGAAGCUGGAUACAAGUGCGCAACAGCCUCUGGCACUGGAAGAUGAGACGCCAAACUGGCAGAUAAUGCUCCCUGCGUCCGUUAAGGGGGGGUCGUUUAAUGGCGUGGGAGUGGAUGAUGAACAAAGGAUAGAGGAGCAAUAG
Molecule: messenger RNA, 159 nt
Organism: Plasmopara halstedii
Lineage: Eukaryota; Oomycota; Peronosporomycetes; Peronosporales; Peronosporaceae
Exons: 2
Coding region: 1-159 (52 amino acids)
Source: RefSeq, a predicted model, not a curated record